AGUGCACAAAAAAAAAAAGGACAACAACAACAAUUGUAUCACAAACGAUAUAAUCAAAUUAUAAUAAAUUUAUACGCUUUUCCUUUUUGCUUUAUUGUUUUUUCGUGACAUAAGAAGACCUCAUAUGACAGAUAUCAGAACUAUAUUAGAAAAAAUUGAAUACGAAAAAGACGCGCUCAACGAUAUAUGGACAUUGCCCACGUCUACUCGAUUCUUUCGACAAGAGUAUGCAAUCAGCCAAACAAGGAAAAGAAUGCUUUAUUAGCACAAAUUGUACUCAAGUUAAGAGAAGCUAUCUUGAAAAGCUAUAUUAUUAUUGGCUUCCCUAAAACAAUCAAUACAUUGCAUGAAUUGGCACAAGUUACUCCAGAAGCAGUAAGAGAAUUAUUACCAAAAAAGCCUUUGAGAAAAGAAGACUCUUGGUCUGAUGUACAAAAUGAAAGAGAAAGAGGAAGAUCCUUGUUUGGGAUCAUUUAUGAUCGUCAUACAGAGAAAGUGAUAAAAAACAUGUAUACUUCACAUCCUGAUUUAGCACAGACUGCUCUUUACCAACUCUAUGGUCCUACAUUGGGAGAAACGUCUGUUCUUAAUGCCAAAGAGACUAGUUUGGUUACUGUAGCAGGUUUGAUGAUUCAGAAUGUACCAUUGCAGCUUGUGGGACAUGCUCAUGGUGCUCUUCAUAACGGUGCUUCUCAAAAAGAGGUUCAGCGAGUUCAAUCAAUUGUCUCCACUCUGGCCGAGUAUUACGAAUCUCCAAUGGCAAAAUUAUGAAUUGAGGCAGACAGUAUCCAUGUAGAUACUGUCGCGAAUUACGACUCAUGAUAGCAUAGAGGAUAGAACUUAGGCCCUUUGUAGCAAAAGAAAAAGAACAACUUCACAUGGUUACACGCUUUAAUAAACUCUCCUUUUAUUAACAUUAGAAUUCUAGGCAGGAAUGGUCAAUUUUAAA
Messenger RNA from Gilbertella persicaria, 949 nucleotides. Its product is annotated as AhpD-like protein. The coding region runs from base 187 to 771 and encodes 194 amino acids. Lineage: Eukaryota; Fungi; Mucoromycota; Mucoromycetes; Mucorales; Choanephoraceae. The record is from RefSeq and is a predicted model, not a curated record. The transcript has 5 exons.